AUGACUACAAAAAAUAAGGGUGCUGGAAGGGUUGCAUGGAGUAGUGAACAAUUUAACUUGUUUGUUAAAAUUUGUGUUCGAUGCACUAAUUUGGCCAAGAGAAAUGGUGGUGGAUGGGGUGACAAAGGAUAUACAUGGUUACAAAAUGAAUUGAGGCAAGUUGGUGUAGAGUAUACUAAAGAACAAUUAAGGCACAAGUGGGAUUGGAUGAAAGAUCAAUGGAAGAUGUGGAAAGCAUUAAAAGGGAAUGAAACAGGAUUAGGAUGGGAUCCCAUAAAAGGCACAGUUAUUGCUCCUGAUGAGUGGUGGAAUGAAAAAAUUAAGUGUUUUGAUUUUUAUAUGUAUUAUGAAAAUUCAAAUUUUGCAAGAUUUCGAGAGAAAGGAAUUGGACAAGAGCUUUAUGAAAACUAUCAAGAAUUAUUUCUAGAAACUGUGGCUACUAGAGAAUUUGCAUAUGCACCAUCAUCUGGAGUUUUACCUAAUGAAACUCAGGAGACGCAACAAUUUAAUACCGCAGAUCAUGUUGAGGAGAAUAUUAAUGCAGAAUCUAAUUUUGAUGAUGAUUUAAAUGAAAUGAUGAAUGCUGGUUUUGGAUCUGGAGGUUCAUUCAGUCAAGCAGUAGGUGAAAAUGUGGGUUUAGAGAAUACAAAAAAUGAUAAUAGUCAACAUAACGUGCAAAAACAAAAGAGGAAAGAGUUGUCUAAUGACCCUGCAACAAAGAAAAAAAAAGGAUAA
Hevea brasiliensis (rubber tree) is the source of this 735-nucleotide messenger RNA. RefSeq lists its product as uncharacterized. The coding region runs from base 1 to 735 and encodes 244 amino acids. The transcript has 2 exons. NCBI's taxonomy places the organism in Eukaryota, Viridiplantae, Streptophyta, Magnoliopsida, Malpighiales, Euphorbiaceae. The record is from RefSeq and is a predicted model, not a curated record.